UGCCCCCCUGAGGCGGAGCUGCUCUCAAGCUCCAGAGCCUCAUUUCCAGAAUCAUCAAAACUUAAGUCCCCAAGGUCAGAUCUGCAUUUUCGGAAGACCCUCUUCUCUGGUUGCUCCUUGGAGAUUUAAGGAAGUUCCUGAAAUAUCUAAGGAGUUGGUGCUGGUGUUUGAAGAGGAAAGAAGCAGCCCAGAUUUGUCUCUGCUGGGCUACUCUGUGCACCAUGGAAGCCUUCUUAGUCUCUAACAUCGCCCCAAUAGUUUCAUCAGUGAGCCUGGCCAAAAUUGGCGGGGCAGCGUCCGGCAGUGUGCUGGCCGGACUGUCGUCUGUGGGACUCACCCUGCCAUCCAGUGCUGCCCUGGGCUCGGCUGCAUCUACCUUGGGAUCCAUGCUGGGGACACUGAGUGUCUCUUCUCUACUGGAAUCCCCUGCUGUGGCCUUGGCUGCUUCCCCAGUUGGAGCCAAGACUGCUGCAGCUGUGAUCGGAGGAGCUGUGGCUGUGGGCUCUGUGCCGGUGGUGCUGGGUGCCAUGGGCUUCACUGGAGCAGGAAUCGCAGCCUCCUCCGUAGCGGCCAAGAUGAUGUCAGCCGCUGCCGUGGCCAACGGGGGUGGGGUUGCCGCCGGCAGCCUGGUGGCUACUCUGCAGUCUGUGGGAGCGGCUGGACUGUCCCUGUCAUCCAAAGUCAUCCUGGCCUCUGCUGGGUCCCUUGUGUCCCUCGUGGUAUAGCUCCCUGUCACUGCCACUGCAGAGAAGAGAACCUGGUGGGACCCUGCCCACCAGCCUGAUGCAGUGAGGACCAGUCCCGGGGUGACAAUGUGCCCAGCACUGCAACCCCAGAGGACAAUAAAGAAUAAAAAUGAGUUGUCACAA
Hipposideros armiger (great roundleaf bat) is the source of this 869-nucleotide messenger RNA. Its product is annotated as interferon alpha-inducible protein 27-like protein 2. Gene Ontology annotation, biological process: release of cytochrome c from mitochondria; intrinsic apoptotic signaling pathway. The coding region runs from base 222 to 725 and encodes 167 amino acids. The record is from RefSeq and is a predicted model, not a curated record. Gene Ontology annotation, cellular component: mitochondrial membrane. NCBI's taxonomy places the organism in Eukaryota, Metazoa, Chordata, Mammalia, Chiroptera, Hipposideridae. The transcript is spliced from 7 exons.